This is a messenger RNA of Cryptomeria japonica (Japanese cedar), 1182 nucleotides long. RefSeq lists its product as uncharacterized. The record is from RefSeq and is a predicted model, not a curated record. Lineage: Eukaryota; Viridiplantae; Streptophyta; Pinopsida; Cupressales; Cupressaceae. The coding region runs from base 1 to 1182 and encodes 393 amino acids. The transcript is spliced from 4 exons.
AUGGAGGCAGUUAUGCCUUGGACUACAUGGGUUAUGCCCAUGGGAUAUGAAGUGGAUAAAGAUCUUCUGAUUGCAUAUGUUGAUCAUUUGCUUGCCCAACUGGUAGAUACAACUAUAGAACGGUUUGGCACUUACAAGGGGAAAUCCCUUCAAGUGCACUCUGAACUUCAAAGACCGGUAAUUGCAAAGAAAGAUGGAACAUCAAAUGCACUAACCGGUACUCCCACCUAUCUAAAUACAAGAGCUGGAAAGGAGAAGGUUGCAGAGAAAGAAAAACCAACAGCUGUUCAAAAGGAGAAAUCAGUAGAAACUAAGAAGGAGAAACCUUCAAAGAUUCAGUUUUGGAGAAAAGCUACUGAGGAAGAGCUAGAUGAAAUUCUUGCUAAUGCAAAGUCAUAUUUUAGGUCAAAGAAAAGGUUGACAAGAAUGUUAAUUGGCGAGACCCAAUCAGUCCAUGAGGAGACUAAACAAAUUUUCAAAAAGGUACUAGCUCUGAUUCUAGAUGAAGAGGAAGAAGUUAAGGAAGAUGAAUCAAAGAAGUUUGAGGCUAAAGAUCUUCUAAAAGGUGUUAAAAUAACUGAUUUUGAGCCCGAUGAAAUUGUGCUGGAUAAUAAACCAAUGAACACACAAACUGAACCUGAGAGUAUCCCCGAUGAUGAUGAUACCGGUAAUAAUGAUGAUGCUGGUGCUCUUGACAAUGUAAAUGUACAUGAUAUUGAUGUUGAAAUGUCUGAGCAACAUGAACAAAAACAGGGACAGGAAGAAAAGAAAGAUGAGGAGCCAUCGGUAGUUACUCAAACUCUUGAUACACGGCCCCCACUGAUUGCAACUGCCAUGCAAUCUCGGGCCAAGAAGAAUAGGAUGAAAGAACAACAAAAGGAGGCAGAGACAAUAAGGAAUGUUGUUGAGAUUUUGUCAAGUCACCUACUGGAGACUGAUACUGAUAGUUUUGUUAAUCCUAUUGACCAGCUUGGACACCUUAUUUCUGAUGCCAGAGAACAAAUGAAAUAUUUUGAGGAUGCAGCUUAUGUUAGUGUUGAGAAGGAUUGCAAGAAGAAAAGAACUGAGCAAUUGAUGACUAAAAUUGAUAAAGGGAAAGUUGCUCUUACUAUCAAUAAGGACUGUUUGAAAAAAGGACUUGAAACCAAAGGUAAAAUAGUUGCAAUUGUUUCCAAAUUUUAA